Messenger RNA from Ixodes scapularis (black-legged tick), 1191 nucleotides. Its product is annotated as serine protease 33-like. The record is from RefSeq and is a predicted model, not a curated record. Gene Ontology annotation, molecular function: serine-type endopeptidase activity. The transcript is spliced from 7 exons. Lineage: Eukaryota; Metazoa; Arthropoda; Arachnida; Ixodida; Ixodidae. The coding region runs from base 1 to 1047 and encodes 348 amino acids. Gene Ontology annotation, biological process: proteolysis.
AUGAAAACAUACAUAUUGGUUUUGGUAAUCUUCUACUUAACACACAACUCUGCAUCUUUUCCUCGCUUAACCGAGAACUGUGGACUUGUUACAACAACGCCAGACUCUGUGAUAAGCGAACGCAUUUUGAACGGCACAAACGCAACUCUUGGCGCUUGGCCAUGGAUGGUUGAAAUUUUACAUGAUGGCAGACACCAUUGCGGUGGAGCCCUGAUAACCACCCAACAUGUGCUAACGAGUGCUCACUGUCUAACGAACACAUCCAAGGAAUCAUUUACAGUUUUGAUCGGCAGCUAUUCAAGGAACGAAACAGAAAAAGAAGAAAGGAAGGAACAAAUCGAAACCAUCUGCAUAUACCCUCAAUAUAUGCAAGGCAAACACGAGUAUGACAUUGCCAUCAUAACAUUGCAAAAUCCUGUGGAAUGUUCAGAAGCCAUUAAAACAGUUUGUCUGCCCGACACCAAUGACAAUCCGGAUUGUGACGUUCCCAUGUAUGUUGCUGGAUGGGGAUUCACUGAACCGGUCAUGUGGAAUAACCAGUCUUGGUCUGAAGAUGAGUACCGGUUUGAUGUCGAAGAAGACUCGACGACAGUAAACUCGAACUCCGAAAUGAAUACACAAGAAGUAACUGAAGAGACAACAGAGUAUUCUUACGAGUACGAUGAUGCGACGCCAGGGUACCCGGCAAAAAAUGCAAUUCCGGAUAUGCUCCAAGAAGCCCGAGUUCAGUUAAUCCCAAAUGAAGAAUGCGAUAAGCUGUAUAACGACACGUCCCUUCAUGGAAACAUCGUUUGCGCUAUGCACGACUUUGGAUCUGUAUGCAUGGGCGACAGUGGAGGCCCGCUGGUGUACAAAACAAAGGAUGGCCGCUGGACCUUGAUGGGACUAAUAACCGCCACCGAGAUGCCAUGCAACGUCACCCAUCUCCCCAUGUACUUCCUUAGAAUUAAGCCCUUCAUGGAGAACUUCAUCCUUCCGUGCGUUCAAGAUCCUAGUAAUUGCACAUGCAAGCCAGCAAAUGAUACAGAAUCCUUCACUUAUAAUUAGUGUGUUUUAGAAAAAUCUAAAAACCGGUCUUGUCUGUAUGUUAUUAAAACAAAUACUGAGAUCAUAUGUGCCACCUUCGGGCGAAAUCACUUGUGUUGCAUAUGCGUUUAGCGUUUUACAGAAAUAAAAAGGUAUCUACUUUUU